UUGUACAAAGGACGAAGUAUUGUUCUUGUGUGCAAGUGUCGCACGACGGGCACCGGAAAGUAUUUUGGUGGCGGCCAUCCAUAUCAAGCAAUACCAGUUUUAGAGAGAGAGGGAGGGGGAAGGCUUGAAAUAACUGUGUUUAUAUAUACUUAAAGUACAUUGAGGGACGGAUACAUAUAUACACACGCAUAUAGAGAGAGAAUGGAAGAUCGGGAAGACUUGAAGUCGAUACUACCGUACUUACCACUGGUUCUCCGAUCGCCCUCUCUGUUCUGGCCAUCUCAAGUGGUGGAAUCAUUGAAAGCGUUGUCCGAAGGCCCCCAACACAGCAGAAUCGACUCUGGAGAGGUUCUCUUCCUCGCUAUUUCCGAUCUCAGACAAUCUCUCAGCCUCAAUUUCUCCACCGAACGCUUAGCUUCUUCAGCCGCCGAUGGCUACGCUCUUUUCUUCGACGAUCUGAUGUCUCGGUCAGAAUCGGCAAAAUGGUUUGGGGAGGUAAUCCCAUCAAUGGCGAAUCUGCUGUUGCGGUUUCCGUUGUUGUUAGAAACUCAUUAUAAGAAUGCAGAUGUCAUUAAUGGUGAAAAUGACAGAAUUAAAACAGGUCUUCGGAUAUUGGAGUCACAACAACCAGGCAUAGUGCUCCUCAGCCAGGAAUUGAUUGGUGCUCUUCUUGCUUGUUCCUUCUUCUGUUUGUUUCCAAUCACUGAUAGAGUUGCCAAACACCUUCCAACGAUCAACUUUGAUCAUUUGUUUGCGAGUCUACACAAUGAUUACAGUGAGAAGCAGGAAAACAAAAUAAAGUGCAUCAUUCACUACUUUGAGAGGAUAUGUUCAUUUAUGCCUAUGGGGGUUCUCUCAUUUGAGCGGAAAGUUCUCCCUUUGGAAUAUAGUAGUUUUUUUGUUACCUAUCCAAAGGAUGAUUUUUGGAGCAAGUCAAUUGCUUCCCUCUGCCGUCUUGAGGUUUGCGGGUCUGGCUUGAUAGAAGAUCAACCCAGUGAAGCUCUUGAAGUGGAUUUUGCAAACAAGUAUUUAGGGGGAGGUGCUCUUCAUAGGGGCUGUGUACAGGAAGAGAUCCGUUUCAUGAUCAAUCCCGAAUUAAUUGCUGGCAUGCUUUUCAUUCCUUCCAUGGCAGACAACGAGGCUGUAGAAAUUGUUGGUACGGAAAGGUUUUCAAAUUAUACAGGGUAUGCUUCUUCAUUCCGAUUUGUUGGUGACUAUGUGGACAAAAGAGAUUUUGAUCAUAUGGGAAGACGUAAAACUAGGAUCACUGCAAUAGAUGCAUUAUGCAACCCAGGAAAGAGACAAUAUGGACUUAAAUGCCUCCUCCGGGAGAUUAACAAGGCGUUCUGCGGCUUUUUUGAUCCAUGUAAAUAUCAGCAUUAUCAUAGACUACUUCAAGAUGAUGGAUUUUGUGGAGCUCAGGUAGAUCAAGAUGUUAAAGACCCGAGUGGAAUGUCAGAUAAUCAACUUUUGUUCCAAGAAAUUUCAUCUAUCUCUUGUGAAGCAAAAGAAGGAAUUUUGGGUGACCACCUGAUGAGGAAUUUGGAGAAAAAGGGUAGUCAGUGCCUGGACCAUCAAAAAGAAAUUGGCAUUGUGACAGGAAACUGGGGUUGUGGCGCUUUUGGGGGAGACCCCGAACUCAAGGCCACAAUUCAGUGGCUCGCUGCUUCUCAGGCAUUGAGGCCUUUCAUCACUUAUUACACAUUUGGUUUGGAGGCACUGCAGACUGUGGACCAGGUGAGUCGAUGGAUUCUGUCACAUAAAUGGACCGUUGGAGACCUUUGGAACAUGUUGGUGGAGUACUCUUCCCAGAGAUUGACAGGAGAAACUAAUCUUGGCUUCUUUAAUUGGCUACUUCCAUCGCCGCCCACCUUUGAUGCCAUGAUACUGGACACACCUUUAACCCCUUGAAAUCUUUUGUAUUAUUGAGUUGCUUCCCUUCCCUUUUUUUUUUUUU
Molecule: messenger RNA, 1957 nt
Organism: Cornus florida
Lineage: Eukaryota; Viridiplantae; Streptophyta; Magnoliopsida; Cornales; Cornaceae
Product: poly(ADP-ribose) glycohydrolase 1-like
Exons: 11
Coding region: 202-1911 (569 amino acids)
Biological process (GO): nucleotide-sugar metabolic process; carbohydrate metabolic process; regulation of DNA repair
Cellular component (GO): nucleus; cytoplasm
Molecular function (GO): poly(ADP-ribose) glycohydrolase activity
Source: RefSeq, a predicted model, not a curated record